Messenger RNA from Xenopus laevis (African clawed frog), 1071 nucleotides. It is a transcript of the gene mrpl12.L, whose product is annotated as mitochondrial ribosomal protein L12 L homeolog. Gene Ontology annotation, cellular component: mitochondrial matrix; mitochondrial inner membrane; mitochondrial large ribosomal subunit. Gene Ontology annotation, molecular function: structural constituent of ribosome; mRNA binding. The record is from RefSeq and is marked provisional. Lineage: Eukaryota; Metazoa; Chordata; Amphibia; Anura; Pipidae. Gene Ontology annotation, biological process: translation.
AUACAAAUAAAGUUGUGCUUGUUGCGGCUGGCCGCGGGGUAUGAUGGGUAGGUCACAGGAUUGGAGGACUACAUGUGCUACAGCCGGCAAUAGGAAACUGGAGUGACAGCCAUUCCUGCGACUGACCUCCGAAAUCAAAGCUGAGCGAAUAAUCAACAUGUUCCCUGUAGCUCGUUGCUGCGUGAAAUUUCAGGCCGUGGCCUCAACUGUGCGCCGAUUGGAGAUAUCCACGGUCAGGUUGUUAAGGACCACCAGCGAGUUGAGGAACCUCUCUCCCCUACCGUCCCCACCUCUUGACAAUGCGCCAAAGGACUAUCCACCCAAAAUCCAUCAACUGGUUGAUCAAAUUGCCAGCCUUACUCUGCUGGAGGUUUCUGAGCUGAAUGAGUUACUUCGGAGAACCCUGAAGAUUCAGGAUGUUGGGAUGAUGCCAAUGGGUUCAAUGAUGCCUGGAGCAUCUGCAACACCUUCUCAGGAUGCAGAAGAAUCAGAAGCUCCAGCAAAGAAGGAGAAGACUAAUUUCACUGUUAAACUGACAGAAGUGAAUGCUACAGAUAAAGUCAAACUAAUCAAAGAAGUGAAGAACUGUAUUCAAGGGCUGAACCUAGUGCAGGCCAAGAAGCUGGUAGAGGCUCUCCCUCAGGAGAUUAAAGCGAAUGUUUCCAAAGAUGAAGCAGAAAAGAUAAAAACUGCACUGGAGGCAGCAGGAGGGAAGGUUGUGCUUGAGUAAAUCAUUUUGACUCUUAAAGACUUUAACAAAGAGGUCACUGGUAUUCUACACAAGGUCCCUCCACCCCAGCACCUGGCAGCAAAACUUGUACAAGGUCACAAAAUAAGAAAACUUGUUUAUACCUCACUUGCAGUUAUGGGAGUGGAGAGAACUUUGAUAUAUAUUCAACCGUAUCCCUGUAUGAAGAGUUCCCCCUGAGCUACUUUAAUGUUGGGCAUCAUUGAUUUUCUUUUCUCCUCCCCUUAGAGUUCUUUGACCUUUAAAGCACUUCAAUUUGUUUACCAUCUACCGCUUAACAGUGCAUUAUCUAAUCUUGUUUUAUACAUUAAACUCUCACCCUA